Nelumbo nucifera (sacred lotus) is the source of this 1370-nucleotide messenger RNA. Its product is annotated as beta-1,4-xylosyltransferase IRX9-like. Lineage: Eukaryota; Viridiplantae; Streptophyta; Magnoliopsida; Proteales; Nelumbonaceae. Gene Ontology annotation, cellular component: Golgi membrane. Gene Ontology annotation, biological process: glucuronoxylan biosynthetic process; plant-type secondary cell wall biogenesis. Gene Ontology annotation, molecular function: galactosylgalactosylxylosylprotein 3-beta-glucuronosyltransferase activity; xylosyltransferase activity. The record is from RefSeq and is a predicted model, not a curated record.
CUCAAUACCACUCGUAGGUCGUAGCUCCGUUGGCUGCUGCACUUUCUGUGAUACAGCUCUUACUCACUCUCUCACGUUUGAAAUAUAAAAUCUAAUGUUAUGUUUUAUGCGGUUGGAAGUCGCCAACUCCUUGUUGCAAUAGCUGACAAGGAGUUGAGAUACCGGAUUAUAACAAGCGGAAACACGACAGUGCAUCGCCGGAAAUUCUGGGUUCCGGUCUUAGUUCCGGGCGGUGUGCCUUGGCUUUGUUCUGAUUUAGACAGAUGGGUUCGUCGGAAAGAUCCAAGAAAAGUGUUCAGAUGUGGAAGAAGGCCGUGUUCCAUUUCUUGUUGUGUUUCGUUACUGGAUUCUUCACGGGUUUCUUUCCCAUCGGCAGAACUUCCACUUUCUGGGGUAGCUUUGCGUGGAACCAAACAGUGGAGCGUCGAGAACUUUCGCCUCAACCGAUAGAGAUGUUGCAUCAAUUGACAAAGGCUAGGAACUUCGAUAAGAGCCUAAUGAGUGAAACCCAGGUGGCGGUUCCUACUGGUUCCGGAGAUUCUGAGGAGACAUCUCUGGUGGAGGAAGAUGAAGCAGAAUUGGUUCCACGGAAGCUUUUGAUUCUUAUAACACCGACAAGAUCAAAGGAUCCUACUCAAGGUGCCUUUCUGACGAAAAUGGCUAACACAUUGAAAUUGGUUCCUCCUCCCCUUCUUUGGAUUGUUGUGGAAGCCCAGACCGAUUCCUCGGGAUUCUCAGAGAUGCUGAGGAAAACUGGAAUAAUGUACCAGCAUUUGGUUUUCAAGGAGAAUUUCACAGACCCAGAUGCAGAGCUGGACCAUCAGAGGAACGUCGCGCUCAAUCACAUUGAGCACCAUCGUUUAAAUGGAAUCGUUCACUUUGCCGCAGCUUUCAAUGUCUACGAUCUUGAUUUCUUCCAGGAGAUCAGAGGAAUCGAGGCCUUUGGGACAUGGCCAGUAGCUUUUGUUUCUGCAAAUAAGAAGAGGAUUGUGGUUGAAGGACCUGUUUGCGACUCCUCUCAAGUUAUAGGGUGGCAUUCAAGGAGAGUGAACAAACAGAUGGACAUGGCGCCUUCAAUUCAUAUUUCAAGCUUCGCUUUUAACACUUCUAUUCUCUGGGAUCCUGAGAGAUGGGGGCGUACUCCUUCCCUUCAAGAUAGCUCACAGUCAGAGAACUCGUUGAAGUUUAUUCAGCAAGUGGUUCUUGAAGACGAGACCAAAUUGAAGGGAAUCCCACCAGAAGAUUGCUCCAAAAUCAUGUUAUGGCAUCUCCACAUACCAAGCCGCAUGAUACCAAAUCAACGAUCUUCUCUCGCCCAAUCAGAAGGUACCGGUAGUAGAUAGCAGAGAAAAUAAUGAAAAAGAACUAGU